Molecule: messenger RNA, 252 nt
Organism: Halteromyces radiatus
Lineage: Eukaryota; Fungi; Mucoromycota; Mucoromycetes; Mucorales; Cunninghamellaceae
Product: plasma membrane proteolipid 3
Exons: 3
Coding region: 21-197 (58 amino acids)
Cellular component (GO): membrane
Source: RefSeq, a predicted model, not a curated record
UUCUAUUGAAACGAGUAACAAUGGCAGUAACUUGUUCCGACAUUUGUAAACUUUUAGCAGCUUUUAUACUUCCUCCUUUGGGUGUUCUUCUGGAAAGAGGUUGUUGGCAUUGUGAUUUCUAUAUCAAUAUCUUGUUAACUCUUCUUGGUUUCAUUCCUGGUAUAAUUCACGCUAUCUAUAUCAUUUUGAAGUAUUAAUAUCCAUGGAUUAUCUUUUGUUAUGCUCCUACACUAUUAUUUACAUAUAUUUAAU